Molecule: messenger RNA, 975 nt
Organism: Metarhizium brunneum ARSEF 3297
Lineage: Eukaryota; Fungi; Ascomycota; Sordariomycetes; Hypocreales; Clavicipitaceae
Source: RefSeq, a predicted model, not a curated record
AUGUCUCGAGACUCUCCGUCCCGCACGCUCUCUGCACCGACGACGCUCCCUCAACAACCGCCCGCGUCCGCGUUGGCCGCCGCAUCGCCUCCCUCGCUCGCCAAGCGAGACGGCACCUGCGGCAACGGCCAUCACAACUGUCUCGACAUCAACCAGCCCGACGCCUGCUGCGACAACCAGAGCUACUGCUUCGUCAACAAGUCCAACGAGGCCGGGUGCUGCGCCAUCGGCUCCAACUGCCCCGACGACUCGCUCUGCAAAAGCGACUUCUACUACUGCACCACCACCCUGGCCCUCGGCGGCGUCACGGCCGGCGGCAAUUCCACCACCAAGGGCUGCUGCGGCAGGCAGUGCCCCCAGACGAGCUACUACCUCUGCCCGUCGAGCCUCGGCGGGAAAUGCUGCCCCUUCGACGCCGACUGCCAGGCCGGCGGGAACUGCGUCAUGACGCGGACGGCUUCCCCAACCAAGCCGACCACCACGGCCACGACCACGCCCGCAGACGCCUGCCCGACGUGCUCGCCGGCCGUCUCGGUGAUUGAAUUCGACGGCCUGUCGUCGGGCGCCAAGGCAGGCAUCGGCGUGGGCGUCGCGCUGGGCACGUCGCUGCUCAUCGCGCUGCUGGUCUCCCUCUUCGUCCUGCACAGGCGCCGCGCAGCCGCCCGCCGGGACAAGUUUGCAGCCGAAAUGGACGCCGCGAACCGCGCAGAGCUCACGGGCACAGAGGUACAGGUUGCCCAGGGGCCCGACGCGGAUGCCACGCUCGUCGAAAUGGCAGAGAACCAGGCCUCGCCUGACCCCCAGCCGGAGCGGCCAGUCUCGCCGUGGGAAGGCGCCAAUGUCGAAACCAUCGACGGCCUGUUCGAACUCGACGGGUCGCAGCAGGUCGUGCAUACAUGUGAUGCUCCAGAGCCUGCGCCGCCGCCGCCGCCGGAACCAAACGUCUGUUUCCCAAGUCACUUGGGAAAGGGGUAG